This is a messenger RNA of Calypte anna (Anna's hummingbird), 2235 nucleotides long. It is a transcript of the gene NCBP2, whose product is annotated as nuclear cap binding protein subunit 2. The transcript has 4 exons. Gene Ontology annotation, molecular function: RNA cap binding. Lineage: Eukaryota; Metazoa; Chordata; Aves; Apodiformes; Trochilidae. The record is from RefSeq and is a predicted model, not a curated record. Gene Ontology annotation, biological process: mRNA cis splicing, via spliceosome. The coding region runs from base 54 to 527 and encodes 157 amino acids. Gene Ontology annotation, cellular component: nuclear cap binding complex.
GGCUGAGGAGAGGCUGAGGAGAGGCUGAGGGACGGCCGGACCGCCAGACCGCCAUGUGCUCCGGCGGGACGCUGAGCAUUCUCCGCAGCGACUCCUACGCUGAUCUCAGCCAGUACCGGGACCAGCACUUCCGGGGGACACGGUACGACCAAGAGCGGCUGCUGAGGAAGAGCUGUACGCUGUAUGUGGGGAACCUCUCCUUCUACACCACGGAGGAGCAGAUUCACGAACUCUUUGGCAAGAGUGGCGACAUCAAGAAGGUCAUCAUGGGGCUGGACAAAGUGAAGAAAACCGCCUGCGGCUUCUGCUUCGUGGAGUAUUACACCAGAGGAGAUGCUGAAAAUGCCAUGCGAUACAUCAAUGGAACCAGACUUGAUGACAGGAUCAUAAGGACAGACUGGGAUGCAGGAUUUAAGGAGGGUAGACAGUAUGGACGUGGGCGAUCAGGGGGACAGGUCCGAGAUGAGUAUCGGCAAGACUAUGAUGCUGGAAGAGGUGGCUAUGGCAAAACUGUUCAGUGCCAAUGAAUAGUGAAUAACUCAUCUGCCUCACAGGAGAACUAAAUCAGCAUUGUACAUGUUACCAGGCACAAAGUAGGUCUGUUGCACACCAAUUUAUGUGUCUAGAAAUUCACAGAAACUGCCAUCCAUGUUCCUGUGGUCACAUAAUGUGUUCGAUAUUUACUUCGUUCUAAUACCAGGAGCCAAAGCAUUGCAGAAUAUGUUAAUACAGAGGAUCUGGUAGCAAAGCUUUAAGCAAUAGUACAGGUGAGGCUUUGGUCUUUUAAUGCUGCUGUAACUCUGCUAUAAGGAACAAAGGUUUAACACUAUGGUGCUUUUUUUCACUGGUAAAACUUGAUUUUUCUGUCACUGGGUUUUGUUUACAUUGGUAUCACAGGGUGGAGUGUGGUAAUAAAUGAGGCUUGGUGUAUGUUUCAGUGAUGAAAGAAAAAGGCAAAGAGUAUGAAAAGGGAAGUGCAAUUUCUAGGGACAUUUUGCAGUUUCUAGGGAAGACUUAAAAUUGUGCAUUUUCUGGGGCUUCUGGAUAAGUGUCCUUUUACCUUGAUGCUGGUCCUAGCAUACCUACAUUAAAGGCCACAGUAAGAUCAAGUCAGACUGAGCCCAGGAAUUACGGGAAGCAGGCCUAGCAGAGAGCAGGAAACAGACUCUUGCAAUUUUCUACAAAGGAUAACGUGAUCCCAUGACAUUGUAUGAUUCAGGGCCAUUCUGCUUUGUGGGAUACAGAGAGCAGUAACUGCAAGAGUUACUCAGUUUAAUAACUGCUGCAGCUAUUUUCAUAUUUGGAGUAGUAGUAUUUUGCUCCUGUUUGUUAGUUCUCUACAGCCUUAACAUUUAAAGAGAGGUGUCUUGCUUGUGCCUACCAUUGUGGUAUGAAGCCAAGUUGUGCACUUAUCUCCAGAAAUGGGACUUUUGAGGAACCAUGUGUAUAAUCAGAAAUUUGUUCUCAAAAUGGAUUUACUGACUGAGAAACCUGAUUUCAGACAAAGGCUAAAGUAAAAAAUAGACAAGUUUUGGGAGGAGCCUUUCUGCUGAGAGUGUGUUAAGCAUGGGAAGAAGAAUUGCUGGAUGAUAGAUUUUUAAUUUUUUUUCCAUCUCUGGAUCUGAUUAAUACUGCUGGUUUAUAUGAUGGGAUUUUGAUGUACUUAAGAUAAGGAUUGAAAAUAAUACAUGAUCCCAAGGUCUUUGAAACUGACUUGCUGAAGUGAAAUAUCAAAAGAAACUGUUACAGAACUUUGGAUUAUUUGUUUUUUGUGAACUUUUGAGUUCUUUGGAAAUGUCAGUUCAUCAAGUUUUGUCCAAAUACCUUGUUGUACAUGGCUUCUUAAAAUAAUUUAAAAUCCCAAGUAUAUAAAGGUUGAUUUUUACUCACUGAAGAUAUUGUUUGAUGUGUUUCUUGUGUACAGUCAGUUGAGAACUGUUUCUGUAAAUUGGAAAUACAGUAAGGUAGAACAACUGCUGUGAGACUUCGAGGAAAGUUUUGGGUGAGCUUUGGGUUUUUUGACAAAGAGAGUAGGACUAGAUUUUCAGGAUCAUUUGGUGCUGAUCUGCAAACAAGACUUAGAACAAAGUUACCUUUUUUUACAUAAAAUAUUUGAUUACGAGUUUACAGCCUGUAAUCUGCUCUAGGAAAUCUCUGAACUUUCUUUUUCAUUGUAUCAGUUUUGUAUACAAAUUUAUGUUACUGAAACUCUUAGUUUACUUUCAAAUAAAGCUG